UCCGUUGAGCAGAGCAGCAGUAUGGCCGACCAGAGCAGGCAAAUAAAACUCGCUGCAGCUAAGAAAAAGCUGAAGGAGUUUCAGCAGAAGAGCUCCCCUGCUAGUGUAGGAGGAGAAAAGUUUGGAGGAGGAGGAGGUGGUGGAGCCGGGGCCAAGAAGAAGAGGAAGGUGAAGGGGCUGAGCCAACAUGAUGCACCUUCAGCAGACAGAAACUCUCCAGACAAUACCUUUGCUGACGCUGAGGCCAUGGGGUUUUCAGUUCCCCAGCUGCUGGAGGACCCAAAGGCCGGGUCUGGUCGAGGCUCACCUGUGUCUAACUCUGCUAGCGCUAACACUACUACUAACCCUGAGUCUGUCAGUCACAACACUGACGUGCAGGACUAUCCUGAUACUAACGGCAACGAAAGUUUAACGGAGGAAAAGAGGCCAUUGUCUUCCACAGAGAGCCUGCGACAGCUCUCACAGCAGCUGAACGGCCUGGUUUCUGAGUCAUCUGCUGCGUAUGUGAAUGGGGACAGUGCAUCUUGUGGCAGUGAGAGAGAACUAGAGAGUCGGAACCAGGAGCUGGCAGCCGCCCUGGAGUCCAGCAACCUAACAAACUCUCAGCUCAAUACCAAGCUAGACCAGCUGGCACAGCAAUCUCAGGGGCUCUCAGAACAGCUGCAAAAGGAGCGAAGAGAAUUUGAACAGAGAUCUUCAAAAGAGCAGGGAGCCAUGCGGGAGCAAUUACAGGUUCACAUCCAGACCAUUGGUAUCCUGGUGUCAGAGAAAUCAGAGCUACAAACAGCACUACAAUACACACAACAGGCUGCACGGCAGAAAACAGCUGAGACAGAGGAGUUGAAUAGCCGUCUGCAGGCAACAAAGCAAAGAGUGUCAGAGCUGGAGAGAACUCUCUCAUCUGUCUCAACACAGCAGAAACAGUUUGAAAAGCACAACAAAGAGCUUGAAAAGGAGAGAGACAACUUGAGGCUAGAGAUGUUCAGACUAAACAAUUUGAGUGAAGAGUCAAAACAGCAGAACUCGGAGCUGUCAGAGCAGCUAAAGCUGAGUACACACGAGAAUGGAGCAAUGAGGCUGGAGGUGGAAGAUCUUCGCAAGAGGCUUGAGAUAGCUGACCUCAUGUUGCAACAGUGCUCCAGUCAGUCAGAUCCCAACAGUGCCAACCAGCAGGUCCAAUUACUGCUGGAAGAGAAGCAGCAGCUAGAGGCACACAAUCACCAGCUGGUAGAGUCAAUUGCCCAGCUGCAGACGGAGAGGGACUGCUACGCAGAGCAGAUCCAGGAGGAGGGCCGUGUGUGGAAGGACAAAACAGAACAGCUGCUAACACAGGUGUCUUUAGUUGCAGAGGAGAGGGACAGAAACAUCAACCGAGUCCAAGAACUGGAGGCUAGCAUCACAGAGCUGCAAAAUGCUGCAGCAUUACUGUCCCAGGAGAGGGAGGCUCAGGAUAAUGCAGAGCCUCAGCCCUCAGGGCCAUCAGAGAGUGAGGUGGCUCUGCAGGAGGCCCUCAGCGCUCUGCAACAGGAGAAAGACGCUCUUACUGCACAGUACCAGGCUCAGCUGCGAGAUAACGAGCAGCUGAGCCGCCUGUGUGCAGAGCAGGAGACGCGUCUGGGGGAGCUGGAGCGGCAGGUGGAGAGCCGAGUCCAGGAGGAAGAGGACCGCCGACGCAUGUUGGAGGAUGUUCAGUCAGACAAGGCUACUAUUAGCCGUGCUCUCACCCAGAACCGUACACUGAAGGACCAGCUGGCUGAGCUACAGAACGGUUUUGUCAAACUGACUAAUGAGAACAUGGAACUGACCACUGCCAUCCAGUCAGAGCAACAUGUGAAAAAGGAGCUGGCUCGCAGAAUGGGUGAACUGCAAGAGGAACUGCACAACGUCAAGGAGCAGAUGGAACUGAAAAGUACGGAGACUCAGGGUCUGAUGGAGCAGCGGGACCAAGUAGUGGCCCACCUGCAGCAGUAUUGUGCUGGGUACCAGGCCCUGGCCUCAGAAAGGGAGCAGCUCCACCACCAGUAUUUGCAACAGAUCCAGCUCAUGGAUCGGCUGCAGCACGAUGAAAGCCACGGCCGCGUGCAACUGGAGAUCAGUCACAAUCAGCUCAAACAAGCACAGGAGCAUUUGGAAAUCUUAAUCAGAGACAAUGAGCAGCUGAAGGCCGAGGUGAAGGAGCUUCUCAGCAGCUCAGCUCUUGCCCCAUCAUCCAGAGACCAAGGUGAUGGAGUGGAAAGCCAGUCCCUGCAAGAGAGUCCAAAGAAGUCCUUCUCCAUAGUUAUCCCAGAAGACUUUGAGAGCCAGAAGGAGAUGGAGGAGUUUAUCCGAGGAGCUUUGGCUCAGUUGGAGGCCGAGAGGGACGAGGCCAGAAGGCAACUCGAGGAAGAGCACAGGCUCCACAUGGCAGCCCGGCACCAGACCGCUGUGGCCCUCAGCCUUGAGCAGCAGCACCACAGCAACAAACCUGUUCAUGACCACCAUCAUGAGCAUCACGAGCACGAUCACACUCAGGGCCAACAUAGUCACUGUGAACACAGUCACGAGCAAUCAGAAGGAGGAGUUCCGGUGGAAGUUCAUCAGGCCCUGCAAGCUGCCAUGGAGAAGCUCCAGCAGCGUUUCACCUCCCUCAUGCAAGAGAAAGCUGACCUGAAGGAGAGGGUGGAGGAGCUGGAGCACCGCUGCAUCCAGCUGUCUGGAGAGACAGACACUAUAGGGGAGUACAUAGCUCUGUACCAGAGUCAGCGGGCCAUCAUGAAGCAGAAACACCACGAGAAGGAGCAAUACAUCAGCAUGCUGGCCCAGGACAAGGAGGAGAUGAAGGCGAAGCUGGCUGAGCUGCAGGAUCUGGUGAUGAGGCUGGUGGCCGAGAGGAAUGACUGGUACAGCCGCUACACCGGAGCUGUGGCCGGCACGGGCACAGUGAACCCUGAUCUGCUUCCUGUUGUGGAGGAUCACACACACCCAGAGCACCAAGCACACACACACACGGAGCUUAAUGCUGCCAGUGGAGCAGAAGCCAUGGAGGUCAUUCCUCUGUCAGAGCCCACCACAGGCCUGGAAGCCUCCCCAUCCCAGACGCUCGGGUUAGCCCAGGCUGACUCCAAGCCCCUGGUGCCCAAAGAGGAUGGCACAGCCCAGCAGAUCAUGCAGCUGCUCCAGGAGAUCCAGAAUCCCCAGGGAUCACUAAGAUCACCCCCCUUCCUCGGGGAGAACCCCUGCAUCCCCUUCUUCUACCGACCCGACGAACAGGACGAAGUCAAGAUCCUGGUGGUGUGAGGUGUGGGUGUGACAGAGGCUGGUGUAUUUGUGUGUGUGUAUGUGUGUGAGAUAUUGGACAUGUCUUGAAAUCUGGGGAAUAUUUAACACCACAGUUUACCAUAUUUGUACCUUAUUUAUCAGAUUCACAAACGCUUGCAAAACUGGUCAUAGAUUUGUGAAUGUCUUUGACCCAGUUACGUUAAAAAGCCCCCUCUCUGUUCCUUUGUUGGCACUAAUGUGUGUGUGGUUAAAAAGAAUAGUUUCUAUCUGUUGUUUUGUUUUGUCUUUUUUGAUGUUCUUAUUGUUUUUUUUGUCUAUGAUGCUUUUCUCAGAGGAGAGAUAAUUGGUAUUCCUUAACGCAAUCUGAUUAUUCUCCUUACCACAAUUUUUAAUUCCCAUCCUCCCAUCUCCCGUCUUACACAUAAGUGCAAUAAAGGGGCCGUAUAUUCUGCCCCCUCGCUGAAAAAGUACUUAAAGAGCUGUCAGAAAUUUGGAGCCUGUGUGCGUGCAACUUUAUUUUAGUGCAAAUCUCAGUUUUACAGAAUUCACUGUACAAAUGCCAAAAAAGAGCAUCACGUCUGAAUGUAGUAACCUGAAUAUUUACUCGUAUGUUUGUGUUAUGAAGAAAUGUGAGGAGAAGAGAUGAAGAGUGAGGUGUAAGUUACAGUCGGUAAAGAUCCUUAGUGCACAUAAUAGCUUUUGAAUAGGUGCUUUUUUGUUCCAGAAUCAAGAGCUAGCUAGUUACAUGAUCGGGUGCAGGAAGGUGGAGGCAGGUGUGGCAGAUCGGUUCUGUUCCUGCAACUACCUUUGCUCUACAUCGUCUUUUUCCUCCAAACACUGAAAAUACGUCGUAUGCUUGUACAGUGCAAAAUGUCAAUAUAUGUGAAACAUUUAUGUUGUGAUGUCGAACAUCCUGUUAGACUGAGAGUAUCACCACCGUGAAGAAAAGCUGGUUUCUAAGUCAUUUGGGGGAUAGAUGCAAUUUAAAGACCCCAUGAAGAAAAAAGUUCAGUUAUUAAGACAUUAUGCUCUCAUUAGCUGCUGAAACAGUGAAGAAGGGCACCGCCUGAUUCAGAUAAAUACAGCUCAGGGUGUGGUGCAAGGGGCUGCUUUCCACAUUAUUGUUUUCUGCGAGUUGUUCUACUUUAUCUUCGCCAUUAGUGUGAUGGAUACUAAGGUGGAGUUACAGGAAGUGUGGUGUUAAAAUCUCUAUCCGCACUCAUAAUUCAUCUCUCCUUUCCUGGGGCAUUUGGCUCAUCUCAUCACAAACUGCUCAUCCACAUCUCAGUUUCUGAGCAUGGGGUCUUUAAGUUUCUGAACGAAUCGACACUUUUAGUCAGAGCCUGUUCUGUUACGUUUGCUUGUAGUUCCACAUAUCAAAGAUGAAUUAAUGCACAUCCUUUACGAAUGGACUGUGUGAGUGUGUGUGAUGCGUGUGUGAAGUCCAGACCGUGUCCUCUUCGGCUGAAGUUGCAUCUGUUGUUCUUUUUUCUAGAGUUCUAUUAGAUUAUAUAAGUAUGAUUGCACUAAAACUGUACAAAGCAUCUCAUUCAGCUCUGUCCUCUACCAUAGAGCCUCAUAGGUGGGCUGAAUCACUUCUGUGGAGAAAAGGGGGAUCCUAUGAAGCCACUCGCUUAAGCUGAGGGUUCCAGUUCAAGCAAAUUAAAUCGAAAGUGUGUUUGUGUGUAUGUGCGUGCAGUGUUGCACUCAGAGGAUGAAGGAGGAAGGUGUGUAAAUAUGAACAGAAGGUGAAGUGAACGAGAUCGCUCCGUUGAAGAAGCCGUGAUGUAGUACCCAAAGUAGCGGGACCAAUCAGAACUUGAGAAAAUGAACAACUCUUUUCAAAACUGGAGAACAAAACAAGUAAAAUUUGGCACAUUCAUAUUUUGGAACUCUUGUCUUGGCUGCAACACUUGAAUUAGUAAAUCUCCUUUGGGCAUUAAAUACAAGAAAUUAGGUAGAACUGGACAGACUUCACCCUUUUCCUUUAAGACAUCACAGGUGUCAGGCUUUAAGAGAGAGAUGCUCAUAUUUAGAUUGGAGGAUGAAUUGAUUGAUACCUUCAGUGCAAAGCUCUUUCCCUUUACAGCUAAUAACUAAGAGCUACCCUGACACAGCUCAUUUUUCCAUUUCAGAUUAACUCAUGGCAGAGGCCUCUGUUUUGUGAGAAUCUUUCCAUGAUUUUAAUCUCGAAGGACAUGAGUUUCUCACUGUAAAUCGUACAAAACCCCCCACUGACUACUUUUGGGGGUAUUUAUACCUCUUAUUUGGAUGUGUUUUGAAUUUUAAGAUCCUAUUAUUAUUGAAUUUCACACUUCGUAUGUAUCACUAAAAGCAACAGGACAGAAACUGUGCAAAUUCUGGUAUUUUAAGCCUAUGAUAGGAAGUGAAAUGUAAUUAAAAUAUUAGGUAUGUGGAGGCCAUGUAUGUAGUUUUUUUUUUUUUUUUUUGUUACAGGGAACGUAAACGGCACAGCGUCUACCCUGAACCACAGCACUUUGUCAGGAAAUGCUGUGAUUUCUCUCAUUCUUGAGUUUUAAAAAUUCCUCGCUUCACAGCAUUCUGUCACUCUUUGGUUUCCUUUGAAACAUGCCACAAAGUAUCAUUUGCUUUGUUCCUUCAUUGUAUUUCUGGGAGUGGGCAAACGGUUAAAAGAGGUAAAUAUACAGUAAAAUCCUUUUAGUGUUGUUUCGGGGCUUGUAACAUAACAAAAAAGUGGAUUAAAUGACUUCCCACGCUUUCUAAUUCACUGUUAAAUAUGUUAUGCGUGAUUGAAACAAAUAGCGAUGGGAAAGCAUUUCUUGUCUUUACUGUAAAAGAGGUGGUGUAUAUACUGUAACUGUGUAAUAUAUUGUAUAUUCAUUAUGCCUGGUGUGUGGGGGAAAAGCUGCUCUGCCACCUUUACUGGCAGUUUGGACGGUGUGUAUGUUAGUUCAGAGUCGGGCGUUGGCGGUUACUGACUGGCUGUGAUUUAAUACAAAGAUUGACUAAAAAGAAAAUAUUCUAUUUAUUUGGAAUAAGUUAGUGUCUCAACUAAUCAGUUUUAAUGUAAAAUAGAAGUGAGUGUUGGAUGGAAAUGAAGGAUAAUUCAGAGAACUGAUUUGUUCGAGGGCUGCUUCUGACAGAAGCUUACUGAUUUUUUUUUUCCUUGAGUAAUA
Messenger RNA from Chelmon rostratus (copperband butterflyfish), 6416 nucleotides. It is a transcript of the gene golga2, whose product is annotated as golgin A2. Gene Ontology annotation, biological process: Golgi organization. Gene Ontology annotation, molecular function: protein binding. The transcript is spliced from 27 exons. Gene Ontology annotation, cellular component: Golgi apparatus; Golgi cisterna membrane; Golgi cis cisterna. The coding region runs from base 22 to 3276 and encodes 1084 amino acids. The record is from RefSeq and is a predicted model, not a curated record. NCBI's taxonomy places the organism in Eukaryota, Metazoa, Chordata, Actinopteri, Chaetodontiformes, Chaetodontidae.